AUGAAUCAAUCCACAUUGCUGUUCCGGCGUGCAGCUGCACAAUCGCAGACACGCCUUUGCCAACGGAGAUGGGCUCAGGUUCACGAUGUACGAUACUUCGCGCUCCACCCGCCUCUUAACGACAAGAUCCAAGAACGAUACCGGGACAAGCUGCGGCAAAAGGCGAAAGAGAGGGGUGUAGAUGAUGUUGAGGAGUUGAAGCAAGUCUAUCAGGAUCGCAUCGCGAAACUGCGCAAAGAAAGCCUGGUACCCGGCAUUAAUGCUCCACUCUCCGCUCAGGAACCUCCCACACCACAGAAUACCGACUCGAGUAUCCCAUAUCAGCCUCCUCCUCCGCCGAAGCCUUUAGUCGAUCCCGCGAUACAGAAAGUGCCGAAGAGCGACAGCCCGGUCAAAACGCUAGCAUCCUUCAUCGAUGUCGACAAGACUGCAAAGCUUCCCCACAAAGAGGUUGAGACGAUAUGGCGGUUACGGCAUGUUCGAGAUCCGCAGUCUCUGUGCGCAGUGAUGGAGGUGGAGACAUACAAGCGAAUCGCGAAGACGGCAAAGAAGCACCCACAGUUCAUCCUCCCUCUGCCACGAGCAGAGCAGGGCGCGGAGAUCCACUUCCUCCAAUGGACAUUUCCUACCGAGACCACAGCAACAGUGCUUUUCACACAUCUUGCUGAAUUCAAGUUGCGAGGUGAAUUUGCGCAGCCGCAUACCACAAUCACACAUCAUUUGGAUCUGCUUGAUUCGAACGGGCUGGCUCUGCUGGAGGGCCGAGUGAUGGAGAACAGAGGCAUCAGUGUCGAUGAAGGCAAAUUCUUGCUGAUGAACCUGCAAAAGUUCUACGGAUUUGAGGCGCACAGUGCGGUCGCGCAGGAGAGCAAAGAGAAGAGAGGGAAGUUGAUGGAGCAGUUCAGUGGGGGAGAUGAGACGUUCAACGUAGAAGAGCUAUUAGAGGAAGUCGAGAAGGUGCCGUGAAAGAUGAUGCUGCAAAAUGAUAGAGAAUAGAGAACCACGUGUCGUUUGUCAGACGCCCUGCUCAGGCGCGCUGCAUCGCGAGAUAAAAUGAGCCUGAGACGCUGUAAAAAGUGAGCAUGAAGAUUUCGUGGCUCGCGGGGGGACAUCGUGAAUAGACAGAGAGUGAGUCUGGCUUGGUUACCAAGUGACGGGCACCCGCUGCGUUUGCUUGCAGAUUCAUUCACUCGGUUUAGCGUCAUGCAGCUAUCCGAAGUCGAGCAAGGAUCACGCGCACAUCCGUUUGCCAUCCUCUUUGGGACUUUUCUUUACAGCAUUCCCAACUUU
Messenger RNA from Cercospora beticola, 1290 nucleotides. It is a transcript of the gene ATP11, whose product is annotated as Atp11p. Gene Ontology annotation, cellular component: mitochondrion. The record is from RefSeq and is a predicted model, not a curated record. Lineage: Eukaryota; Fungi; Ascomycota; Dothideomycetes; Mycosphaerellales; Mycosphaerellaceae. Gene Ontology annotation, biological process: mitochondrial proton-transporting ATP synthase complex assembly.